AUAAAUUUUUAAAUAAUAAUAUAAUAAUUAUUUUUAAAAAUAUGCUACUCAGACGCCGUCGCUUUGAUAAAACCACGCCACUUGCCACCGCACUCCCCCAAAAGCUAACACAUCACCAAAGCUCAUUCCGAGAGACAGAGAGAAAGAUGAGUGAAGACGCGAAAAAGAACAUUGCCGGAGCUCUAACGGCGAGGCCCAACUCCGAUGACCAGAAACCAUCGCCGUUACCGUCACCGGCGCCAGCCGUCCCGCCGAAGAAGGUCAUCAUCAAGAGCGCCGACAUGAUCCCCGACAUGCAGAAGGAGGCCGUUGAUAUCGCCGUCGCCGCGUUUGAGAAGUACAAUGUGGAGAAAGACGUUGCGGAGCAGAUAAAGAAGGAGUUCGAUAAGAGGCAUGGACCCACUUGGCAUUGCAUCGUUGGUCGUAAUUUUGGCUCAUAUGUGACUCAUGAAACAAACCACUUUGUUUAUUUCUAUUUGGAUCAGAAAGCUGUUUUACUCUUUAAAUCUGGCUAGAGAAGUUGACAACAAUGAGAACUGUCUUGUGAUUAUGCUAAUGUAUUCCGUCCUUGUGCUUGUAUAUUUGAUGUCAUGUAAACUAGUUCUCGGUUUGGAUAUGAAUUUAAGGAUUACUUCAUUUGAGAUCAGUGUUUUUUUUUUC
This is a messenger RNA of Glycine soja, 660 nucleotides long. Its product is annotated as dynein light chain 2, cytoplasmic-like. The transcript is spliced from 3 exons. NCBI's taxonomy places the organism in Eukaryota, Viridiplantae, Streptophyta, Magnoliopsida, Fabales, Fabaceae. Gene Ontology annotation, molecular function: dynein light intermediate chain binding; dynein intermediate chain binding. Gene Ontology annotation, biological process: microtubule-based process. Gene Ontology annotation, cellular component: dynein complex. The record is from RefSeq and is a predicted model, not a curated record. Bases 42 to 515 code for a protein of 157 amino acids.